GCUAAGUUUUUCCCUGGAUUGGGAUCAGGAUCUGGAGUGGGGCCUCGGGACGGACGGAUUGAGCCCCCCUUCCCCUGAGGAUGCUGUGUGGCCGCAGCUGGAGGGGUCGCUCACAUAGCCCCCCGGGCCCGGGCCUGGGCCUGCGGGCCCUGAAGAAGAUGGGCUUGACGGAGGAUGAGGACGUGAAGGCCAUGCUGCGGGGCUCCCUGCUCUGGAAGAUCCGCUCUCCAAGCUGGCGCAAGCAGCGGCUGUUCCGGCUGCAGGAGGACGGGAUGACCGUGUGGUUCCAGAGACGCUUCCAGCACGCCCCUUCCCAACAUGUCUUCUCCGUGCUGCACAUCGAGGGGGUGCGUGAGGGCCACCAGUCGGAGGGUCUGCGGCGGUUCGGCGGCCCCUUCCCCCCGGCCCAGUGUCUGACCAUCGCCUUCAAGGGCAAGCGCAAGAACCUGGACCUGGCGGCGCCCAGCCCCGAGGAGGCCCAGCGCUGGGUCCGCGGCCUCACCAAGCUCAUGGCCCGCGUGGAGGCCAUGAGCCAGCGCGAGAAACUCGACCACUGGAUCCACGAUUACCUGCGCCGGGCCGACACGGAUCGGGACAACCAGAUGACCUUCAAGGAGAUCAAAGGCAUGUUGAGGAUGGUCAACGUGGACAUGAAUGACAUGUACGCCUACCGCCUUUUUAAGGAGUGCGACCGCUCCAACAACAACCGUCUGGAAGAGCCGGAGAUCGAGGAAUUCCUGACGCGCCUGAUGAAGCGUCCGGAGCUGGAGGAAAUCUUCGGCCGGUAUUCCGGGGAGGACCGCGUGCUGUCCGCCGAAGAGCUGCAGGAAUUCCUGCAGGACCAGGGAGAGGAGGCCUCACUACUCCACGCCCGCAGGCUCAUCCACACCUACGAGCUCAGCGAGAAAGCCAAGCGGCACGGACUGAUGAUGCUGGACGGGUUCAUGAUGUACCUGCUGUCGGCCGAGGGCGACAUCGUCAACCAGGAGCACGUGGCCGUGUACCAGGACAUGUGCCAACCUCUGGGGCACUACUUCAUAUCCUCCUCCCACAACACCUACCUGACGGACAGCCAGAUCGGCGGGCCCAGCAGCACCGAGGCCUACGUCAGGGCGUUUUCCCAGGGCUGCCGUUGCGUGGAGCUGGACUGCUGGGAAGGACAGGCCGGAGAGCCGGUCAUCUACCACGGACACACGCUCACCUCCAAGAUCCGCUUCCGGGACGUCGUCCAGGCCGUGCGCGACCACGCUUUCACGGCCUCGCCGUAUCCGGUCAUCUUGUCCCUGGAAAACCACUGCGGGCCGGAGCAGCAGGCCACCAUGGCCCGGCAUCUCCGGACCAUCCUUGGGGACAUGUUGGUCACCGAAACCCUGGAUGGGCGCGUGCCCAAGGAGCUGCCUUCCCCGGAGCAGCUGAAGGGCAAAGUCCUGAUCAAGGCGAAGAAGUUGCCCGGCCCGCGUGCCGAGGACGGCGCCGGCUUCGCGUCCGACCGGGAGGACGAGGACGAAGACGAGGACGAGGAGGGCGAGGCCGAGGCCUCUGAGCCCAGGAGGAGGGCCAAGGCGACCCUCCAGAUUGCCCCCGAGCUGUCGGACUUGGUGGUCUACUGCCGGGCCACCCAUUACCGUGGCCGGGCGGCCCCCCGGCUCCGGGCCCGGACGCCCCCCGGGCCCUCGCCGAGGAGCCGGGCCCGGGCCUGCCACGUCUGCUCUCUCAGUGAACGCAAGGCCAGGAAGCUCAUCCGCGAGGCCGGCAACGACUUCGUGCGACACAACACCCGCCAGCUGAGCCGCGUGUACCCGCAGGGUUUCCGCAUGACCUCCGCCAACUACAGCCCCCAGGAGAUGUGGAACGGGGGCUGCCAGCUCGUGGCUCUGAACUUCCAGACCCCCGGCUAUGAGAUGGACCUCAACGCCGGGCGAUUCCUAGUGAACGGGCGCUGCGGCUACGUCCUCAAGCCCAGCUUUCUGCGCCGCCAGGAGACGACCUUUGACCCCGAGCGGCCCGGCCCUCCUCUCGCCACCCUCACGGUCCAGGUGCUGAGCGCCCAGCAGCUGCCCAAGCUGAACGCAGAGAAGCCCAACUCCAUCGUGGACCCGCUGGUGAGGGUGGAGAUCCACGGGGUGCCCGGGGACUGUGCCCGCCAGGAGACCACCUACGUGCUAAACAAUGGCUUCAACCCGCACUGGGGGCAGCGGCUGCGGUUCCGGGUGCGAGUGCCCGAGCUGGCCUUGGUGCGCUUUGUGGUGGAGGACUACGACGCCACGUCCAGCAACGACUUCGUGGGCCAGUUCACCCUGCCCCUGGGCAGCCUGAAGCAAGGAUACCGCCACAUCCACCUGCUUUCCAAGGACGGGGCCUCCCUGUCUCCGGCCACCCUCUUCGUCCACGUCCGCAUCCAGACCCCGUGAGGGAAGACUCCGGAUGCGGUCGCUCGGACCGGGAUGCUGACGGACCGAGCGGCAGAAGGAAUAAAGCAGAGUUUAUUUUCACCCACCGACUUCGGCGUUGUCCACCCCAGGGUAGGGACGGAAGGUGACCCCAUUGUCCCCUUUCCCGCCCACGGAGCAUCCUGGAGAAGCUGCUGUGGCUCAGUGGAAAGAGCCCGGGCUUUGGAGUCAGAGGUCGCGGGUUCAAA
Tachyglossus aculeatus (Australian echidna) is the source of this 2638-nucleotide messenger RNA. It is a transcript of the gene PLCD3, whose product is annotated as phospholipase C delta 3. The coding region runs from base 81 to 2411 and encodes 776 amino acids. NCBI's taxonomy places the organism in Eukaryota, Metazoa, Chordata, Mammalia, Monotremata, Tachyglossidae. Gene Ontology annotation, molecular function: calcium ion binding; phosphatidylinositol-4,5-bisphosphate phospholipase C activity. Gene Ontology annotation, biological process: intracellular signal transduction; lipid metabolic process. The transcript is spliced from 15 exons. The record is from RefSeq and is a predicted model, not a curated record.